This is a messenger RNA of Ctenopharyngodon idella (grass carp), 2240 nucleotides long. RefSeq names its product cytochrome P450 2F2-like. Gene Ontology annotation, cellular component: intracellular membrane-bounded organelle; cytoplasm. The record is from RefSeq and is a predicted model, not a curated record. Gene Ontology annotation, molecular function: oxidoreductase activity, acting on paired donors, with incorporation or reduction of molecular oxygen, reduced flavin or flavoprotein as one donor, and incorporation of one atom of oxygen; heme binding; iron ion binding. Bases 26 to 1516 code for a protein of 496 amino acids. Gene Ontology annotation, biological process: xenobiotic metabolic process. NCBI's taxonomy places the organism in Eukaryota, Metazoa, Chordata, Actinopteri, Cypriniformes, Xenocyprididae. The transcript is spliced from 9 exons.
CGGGCUGUCCAGUAGAUCAGUAACUAUGUUGACCGCACUGGUUCUGUUGUGUCUCGGAGCCUUUCUUCUGUUCUUGCAGUUCAGAAUUCGGCGACCUAAAAAUUUCCCCCCUGGACCCACUCCUGUUCCAUUUUUUGGAAAUUUGCUACAAUUUGACCGCAUUAACCCGUUAAAGGACUUUGACAAGUUUGCUCAGCGCUAUGGAUCAAUCUACGCACUGUACAUUGGUAGGCAGCCAGCAGUGGUGUUGACAGGACAGAAAAUGAUCAGGGAGGCACUGAUCACACAAGCGGUGGAGUUUGCUGGCAGAGCAGAGAACAUGAUGGUCAGUCAUGUAACAAGGAGCAAAGGGGUGAUCAUGGCAGAUUACGGAGACAGCUGGCGGGAACAUCGACGCUUUGCUCUGACCACACUGAGGAACUUUGGCCUUGGAAAGAGAAGUAUGGAGCAGAGGAUUCUGGAGGAGGUCAAAUAUAUCUGUGCACACCUGGAGGAAUCUGCUGGAAAGUCAAUUGACCCUCAACAUCUGUACCACCAUGCUGCUUCAAACAUCAUUGCCUCGAUCAUUUUUGGGUCACGUUUCAAUUAUCAGGAUGAAUAUUUCCAGACAUUGAUCAUAACUAUGGAAAAACUUACUAAGAUUGCCAUUGGACCAUGGGCAAUGCUCUAUGAAUUAUCCCCAGUGUUAAGGAUUUUCCCACUGCCAUUCUGGAAAGCUUUUCACUAUUUUGAGACAAUCAGAAAACACAUUCUCAAAGUUGUGGAUGAGCACAGGAAGUCACAUGUUACUGGGGAGCCCAGAGACGUGAUUGACUGUUACUUGGAGGAGAUGGAGAAGAGAGCAGAUCAACGCACAACAUUUGAUUACUCACAAAUGGUCACUUUGCUGUUUGAUCUGUUUGCGGCUGGAACUGAUACAACCUCUAACACACUCCGAACUUUAACACUCUAUUUGAUGAAGUACACUCAUAUACAGGAGCAAUGUCAGCGGGAGAUUGAUGAAGUCCUUGGUACUCGUGAACAUGUCACAUAUGAGGACAGAAAUGCCAUGCCUUACGUACAAGCAGUGAUUCAUGAGGGUCAGCGUGUUGGUGACAUUGUUCCUCUUAGUAUGUUUCACACCGCCAGAACCGACACUCAGCUCCAGGGCUACAGCAUCCCAAAGGGAACAGUUAUCAUCCCCUAUCUGUCAUCUGCUCUCAGAGAGGAAAGUCAGUGGAAGUUUCCACAUGAAUUCAACCCUCAAAACUUCUUGAAUGAAAAGGGGGAGUUUGUGAAGCCUGAUGCAUUCUUGCCUUUUUCUGCUGGAUCUCGUGUGUGCUUAGGAGAAAAUCUAGCCCGCAUGGAGCUCUUCCUCAUCCUGGUCACAGUGCUGCGACGAUUCCGUCUGAUCUGGCCAAAGGAUGCAGGAGAGCCGGACUUCAAAUAUAUAUAUGGAGCGACACAGUCAGUGAAACCUUACCGUCUGACUGUACAACUACGCACACCUGGGGAGACUUGUGAAACUGUUCAUUGAACAUAAGUUGCCCUUCAGUGACAACAUGCCCCAGUAGCAGGUUAUCACAUCAUACUCUACUACAGGGUAAACUAUCCCAAUAGCACCUGCCAUUAAACUUUUUUUUUAGCUUUUCAAACGCAUUUAAACGCACAAUAUAUAAACAUGCAAAUGUAUAAACGCACAAGACAUUAAACCAACAAAUAUUCUAAGUUACUAAACUAUGUAAUUACAACAUAUAAAGCACACGUGACAACUUGCACUGACAUUUAUGAAAAAUACCUUUGUCCUAAGAUGUUAAACAGUGUGGUUUUAUUGUAUUUGCUUAUUUACCCAAUGCCUGCAGAAAAAAAAUAAAUUGUAAUUUUAAUGGUGUUUAAAGCAAUAUACAAAAAAAUAAACCAGUUACUGAGACUGUAGCUCUUGUGACAACUAGCCCCAGCCUCUUAUAGGCAUUAAAUGUGUUAAUAGUGAAACUUUGAUCACAAUGAUUGGCAGCUUUAUUGCAUUCAUCUUUUAACAAUUCUUCACAACUGUUCUAUUGUGCAAUCAUGACACUUCCAGUGGUAGUGUUUUAGUAUUUUUAUUUUGCUUUUAAAACGCACUUUAAUACCAUUAAAAAUGUCCCAAUUAUAAUAUUGUGUGCUGCUAGAAAGCUCGGCAUUCAUACUGAGUACGAUGUAAACUGACUACCAAAAGAAAAGAAAAGAAAAAUUAAAUUAUAUAUAAAAUUUAUGACAAAAUA